Messenger RNA from Brassica napus (rape), 1506 nucleotides. Its product is annotated as protein FAR1-RELATED SEQUENCE 4-like. The transcript has a single exon. Lineage: Eukaryota; Viridiplantae; Streptophyta; Magnoliopsida; Brassicales; Brassicaceae. Gene Ontology annotation, molecular function: zinc ion binding. The record is from RefSeq and is a predicted model, not a curated record. The coding region runs from base 1 to 1506 and encodes 501 amino acids.
AUGUUGGCUCAAGAUUUUCCCGGUAGUUUUGAGACACCAGUUCCCAAUACUCUGAUCGAUUUGGUUCAUCGCAGGGUUGAUGUGCAGGUAUCAUACCCAACAGCAUGGAGAGGAAGAAGACAAGCUGCUAAUGAAGUGCGAGGAACUCCAGAAGAGAGCUUUUCUUUAUUACACAGUUACAUGUACAUGCUCGAAAAGACGAAUCCUGACACUGUAACUCGUGUGGUAGUGGAUGAGGCCAACAAAUUUAAGUAUCUGUUUUUUGCCUUGGGAGCUAGCAUAGAAGAGUUCAGCGCGAUGAGGAAAGUCCUCAUUGUGGAUGCAACACACCUCAAGAAUAUUUAUGGUGGAGUUCUACUUGUUGCGGCUGCUCAAGAUCCUGAUCAUCACACCUACCCAAUUGCUUUCGGUGUCGCAGAUGGUGAAAAAAAUGAUAGCUGGAUGUGGUUUAUGGAACAGUUGAAAUCUGUGAUAGGAGAUGUCCCAAGAUUGGUAUUUCUUUCAGAUAGAAACAAAAGCUUGAUCAAUGCAGUAGGUGUAGUGUUCCCUCAGGCCGCUCAUGGGUAUUGUAUAUGGCAUUUGUCUCAAAUUGUUAAAGGCCACGUCCGUAACGACAGAGACACUUGUGCAUUUAAGUUUAUGGAGUGCGCACACGCUUAUACUGUAGCUGAGUUCUUGAACCUUUAUGAUGCUUUUCGCAGAAGGUAUCCUUCUGCAGCGGAGUAUCUUGACAAAAAUGUUGAAGAGGGGAAAUUGGCUAGAUGUUACUUUGAAGGAGAUAGGUACAACGUUGACACCACCAAUUCAGUGGAAUCUUUUAAUGGUGUAACUAAGGAAGCAAGAAAGUUCACCUUGAUACCAAUGUUUGAUGUGAUCAUUGCAAAAAUGGCUGAAUGGUUUAACAAACAUAGGAAAGAGGCAGCUGAGAUACCACCUACACUAAAGCUUGUGCCUAUUGUGGAAACGAAAAUGUCCAAAAGAUAUGUUGAUGGAGGGUUUCUUGAGGUUGAUGAGUUAAACAGUUUCCAUCUUGAGUACAGUGUAAAAGGUAGUGAUGGGAAGGUUUAUACCGUUGAUAUGGCUAUGCUGACUUGCAGCUGUGAGCAAUUGGAUAAAGACAAAUACCCAUGUGUUCAUGCUGUAGCUGCCUCCACAUUCAUGACUGAUAAAGCAGGAAGGGAACUCCAUCUAUCUGAGUAUUGUGCUAAGUAUUAUUGGGUUGAGCUAUGGGCUUUGGCUUAUCACAUGACAAUAUAUCUUGUUCCUCAUAUGUCUGAUUGGGUUAUACCAGAAGAAGUUAGAGCACUGAAAGUACUUCCUUCGGAUUAUGAUGUCAAGAAAGGAAAACUACAACAAACAAGGUUUCCAUCAGCAGGAGAAUCUCGUGGAAGAGGAAAAAGAGGCAGAGGGAGCGGCAGAGGGAGAGCCAGAGGCACGGGCAGAGCCAGAGGAAAAGGUAUGGCGACAUAUUUUGAAUGUGGAAGUGCUUCGGGUUCAGGUGUUUGA